Molecule: messenger RNA, 1449 nt
Organism: Bombyx mandarina (wild silkworm)
Lineage: Eukaryota; Metazoa; Arthropoda; Insecta; Lepidoptera; Bombycidae
Source: RefSeq, a predicted model, not a curated record
AAUAUUUCCAAGAUGUCAGGUGGUUUCGCGCUAUUUUUGACAUACCUAACUAAACAUUGUUAAAAAAGAACAUUUCAUGUUAAAAAUAAAUAAAAACUAAAAUAUCCUUUUAAUAAAUGGUUUCAUGUGAUAAUGGCAAGAACUAAAGCUUCUGUCGGUGCAAAAGUUGCUGUGGGUAAGAGUUCGAAGGCACGAUGCAAUGUGGCACCACCACCGAGUACACCCAGCACUUCAGGUACCAGUGACCGUGCCUCUCGUAGUAGCUCCGGAGGCAACCCAGUCUGUCCAAGGGAAACUCCAAAGUGGCAGAAACCCAUCACCAGAUUCUUUGCCUCCAAGGACUCUGAUCAUGGCUCUACAGACGAAGAAGAUAUAGUGAGAAAAAAACCAAAAAACAACACCAUAGAAUCGGACGAUGAAGAGAAUGAAACACCAACAAACCAAGUCUUGGACGAAACAUUAGAAUUAGAACCAUUGACGGGUGAGAACAGUCACAAAAUCGAUGAAUAUUACACAAACAACAAUGAUGUGAAUGGGGAUGGACACGAAAAAAAAACGUUGGAAGAAUCCACCAAGUCUCUCAAAGGUAAAGGCAAAGGCAAAAAGACGAAAGGCAAAGAAAACCUAGAUUAUAAUUCAGAUAGGAAAAGGUAUAGAGACGAAAAAGAGGCCAAUGAAGAAAACGCAGCCAAAAAGAUUAAGGUUGAUUAAGAAACAAAAUGAAAGAUGAUGGAGAUAUGUUACACAUCAGUCUUUAGUCUUGAAUUAGUUUAGGAAAUAAUCAUCAAAUAGAAUGCUGUUUUGUUUAUAACACAGGUGUUGUAUGUUAUUUAAUUCCAAGCAAACACAUAGCUUUCAAUUGUAUAAGAUUGUGCUUUGUGACUAAAUACUUGUUAACACAUUGAACGCCAAAUUAGAAAACAUGUUAAACCCAGUGGGAUGCGGCAGACACCCUGUAGCUGCCAAUAAUUUAGGUUUAGGGGCCUGUGAUGUUUUUUGAGUUAUUUCUUAGCAAUAUUUGAUUAAAAAAACUAUUUUUGAACGAUUCUUGAUAUAUAAUCUGCCCUUUUAGAAAGUAUCCCAUGGAUAAAGUAUUGAUCAUGGUGUUCAAUAUGUUAAGAUAGAUCUGAUGAGAAGGACCUCUACUCAUUGGUUGCCAAGGAAGGAGUGUGGUGCUUUCCACCAACGCUUUUUUUUUGUAUGGAAGACUAGCUGAUGACUUUGAGUCUCUUACCAGCUUCAUCGGGAAAAGUGAGUGAACUCAGAGACUCAAUCAGUAAAGAGGGAUGUCGUUGUAAGCCCAUAAGUCUAAGAAAUAUCCAAAAAAAUUAUGAAAACCGUAGUAUUGUUAAAACCAGUUGUGUUUUCAUACUUUUUGUUACAUAGUAUUUAAGUAUAAUAAUAUAGUUUAAGAAACAAAUGUGGACCAAAAAUAAAUGUUAAAGAACU